AUGAUGAACAGCAUAUUCAGGGAUUUCCUGGAUGAGUUUGUAAUCAUCUUCAUUGAUGAUAUCUUGGUCUACUCCAAGACCAAAGAGGAUCAUGAGAGACAUCUAAGAGCAGUGUUGGGACGAUUGAGGGAACAACAGCUCUAUGCCAAAUUGAGCAAGUGCAGUUUUUGGCAAAGAAGUGUUGGGUUCCUGGGUCACAUUGUAUCCGACCAAGGUGUCUCCGUGGACCCGGAAAAGAUUAAGGCCAUACAAGAAUGGCCUAGACCUAAGAGUGCAACUGAAGUCAGGAGCUUUCUAGGUCUGGCCGGUUAUUACAGGAAGUUUGUCAAGGGGUUUGCCAGCUUGGCUCAACCUAUGACACAACUGACUGGGAAAGACGUGAGGUUUGUAUGGUCUGAGAAAUGUGAGGAAUGUUUCUCUGCACUUAAGCACAUGUUGACAAGUGCACCGGUAUUGGUGUUGCCAGAGGCAGACCAACCAUAUGUGGUUUACACAGACGCCUCCAUAACCGGAUUAGGAUGUGUAUUAACCCAACAUGGGAAGGUCAUCGCUUAUGCCUCUAGGCAGUUGAGGAAGCAUGAGGGGAACUAUCCAACCCACGACCUUGAGAUGGCCGCAGUGGUGUUCGCCCUCAAGAUAUGGCGAUCAUACUUGAGAUGGAUGGAGUUCGUGGCCGAUUAUGAUCUGGAUAUUGCUUACCAUCCAGGUAAAGCAAACCUAGUGGCCGAUGCCUUAAGCCGUAGGAGAGCUGAGGUAUCAGCCGAGAGGGAAGCAGAGGUGCUGGAAGGGAUGGUUAGGACAUUGCAUUUAAACACACUGGCCAGCGAGGACGAGCCGUUGGGUUUAGAAGCAGUGAACCAGGCUGAUCUCCUUACCAGGAUCAGGCAAGCACAAAGCUUGGAUGAGAACCUCCAGAAGGUUGCUCUGAAUGAUAAAACCGAGUACCAGGUUGCGAGUGAUGGUACGAUUUUGGUCCAUGGGAGGAUCAGUGUUCCGAAUGUAAGGGAACUAAAGGAAGAGAUUAUGAGUCAGUCUCAUAAGUCUAAGUUCUCUGUGCACCCGGGACUGAACAAGAUACACUUGCCAUUGGUAGAGUUUGCUUACAACAACAGCUUCCAUACCAGUAUUGGGAUGUCGCCCUACGAAGCUUUGUACGGACGGCCCUGCAGGACACCAUUAUGCUGGACCCAAGUGGGGGAGCGCAGCAUGAUAGGACCUGAGAUAGUGGAGGAGACCACGGAGAAGAUUAAGUUCAUCCGUGACAAGAUGAAGGAGGCACAGGACCGUCACAAGUCUUAUGCGGAUAAGAGAAGGAAACAUGUUGAGUUUGAGGUGGACGACAUGGUCUACCUCAAGAUGAUUACUUUCAGAGGUCGGAAAAGGGUUUCUGGCCGAGGGAAGUUGGAUCCAAGGUACUUGGAUCAAGACAUUGUGAUACCGGAAAUUCCAUCUGAUCUAGGCACGAACCUCACCUUGGAGACAAGGCCGGUUCGGAUUGUAGACAGGAUGGAAAAAGCAAUGAGGAACAAGACCAUUCAAAUGGUCAAAGUCGUGUGGGAAUGCAGUGGGCAAGAACAAGUCACUUGGGAAACCGAGAUGAGAAUGAAAGCUGACUAUCCAGAGUGGUUCGGGUCUUACACCAGAUGUAGUGUUGAUCACAAGGUAUGUAGUUUGAUCAUAGAUGGCGGAUCUUGUACUAACGUGGCUAGCAAGUAUCUUGUUGAUAAGCUAGGGUUGAUCAAAACUGCCCAUCCUCGACCAUACCGUCUCAAAUGGCUCAAUGAUGAGACUGAGCUCAAGAUUGCCGAACAAGUUGUUGUGUCCUUCAGUAUUGGCAAGUACCACGACCAGGUCAAGUGUGAUGUUGUGCCCAUGCAAGCCGGCCAUAUACUUCUCGGAAGGCCAUGGCAGUUUGACAAGGAGACACUUCACCAUGGCCGCACCAACAUCUACAGUUUCGUCCACAACAACAAGAAGCACAGCCUAGCACCUCUCAGCCCUCAAGAAGUUCAUGAUAUGCAGAAGGCAAUGACGCAGUCCGGCCAGGUAAGUAACACUAACCUUUACAUGACUUCUGGACAAGUGCUUAAAUCAUUACAACGUGAGACACAGGUGCUACUAAUGAUCUUUAAGGAAGGUUGUUUUGCAGGUUUAGAAGCUCCUGAAGUACCGGACGUAGUACAAGACCUCAUGGGACGUUACAAGGAUGUCUUCCCUGACGAGAUCCCUGCCGGUUUGCCCCCUAUCCGUGGCAUAGAACAUCAUAUCGAUCUUGUACCCGGCGCGCCACUACCAAACCGAGCCGCUUACCGUGUCAACCCUGAGGAAGCUAAGGAGCUGGAACGGCAGGUCCAAGAUCUCAUGGACAAAGGCUACAUCCGCGAGAGCCUUAGCCCCUGUGCAGUCCCGGUCCUACUAGUGCCUAAGAAAGAUGGGUCAUGGCGCAUGUGUGUGGACUGCCGAGCCAUCAACAACAUAACCAUCAAAUAUCGGUACCCUAUACCUAGAUUAGAUGAUAUGUUGGAUGAACUGAGUGGGUCUGUUGUGUUUUCUAAGAUUGAUCUCAGGAGUGGAUACCAUCAAGUCCGCAUGAAGGAAGGAGAUGAGUGGAAAACCGCCUUCAAGACCAAGCAAGGUCUAUACGAGUGGCUGGUGAUGCCGUUUGGCCUUACCAACGCCCCUAGCACCUUCAUGAGACUCAUGAAUGAGGUCCUCCGACCUUACAUUGGCUUUGUUGUGAGUUCACAGGGACUGAAGGUUGAUGAAGAGAAGAUCAAGGCGAUACAAGACUGGCCGACUCCAACCACGAUCGGACAUAUCCGCAGCUUCCAUGGACUGGCCAGUUUCUAUCGACGAUUUGUGAAGGACUUCAGUACCAUUGCCGCCCCAAUGACCUCCGUGAUCAAGAAAAAUGUAACCUUUGCUUGGGGCCCUGCCCAAGAGGAGUCUUUCAACAGGCUUAAAUAUAGCUUGACACAUGCACCGGUUCUAACUCUUCCUAACUUUGAUAAACCUUUUGAGAUUGAGUGUGAUGCUUCAGGGACAGGAAUAGGAGCCGUGCUGACCCAAGGAGGACGGCCAGUGGCCUUUUUCAGUGAGAAAUUGAGUGGAGCCGCCCUCAAUUACCCCACCUAUGAUAAAGAGCUAUAUGCUCUAGUAAGGUCGCUUGAAACUUGGCAACAUUAUCUUUUGUCUAAAGAGUUUAUUAUUCAUACAGAUCAUGAGACUCUUAAGCAUUUGAGGGGCCAGACCACACUUAAGAAGAGGCAUGCUAGGUGGCUGGAGUUCGUGGAAACCUUUCCUUAUGUGAUCAAGUACAAGAAGGGAAAGGACAACAUAGUGGCCGACGCCCUAUCCCGGCGCCACACACUCAUUACCACCAUGGAGGCUAAGAUCAUGGGUUUUGAGCAACUCAAAAUAUCUUAUGAAACUGACCCUGAUUUUUCUGAGCUUUACAGUAACACGGCUAAGGGAGCCAUGGGUCCAUUUAUCAGCAGGACGGAUUCCUCUUCAAGGAGAAACGCCUGUGUAUCCCUCAUGGUUCCAUGCGAGAUUUACUGACCAGAGAAGCUCAUGGGGGUGGAUUGAUGGGGCAUUUCGAUCGGGACAAAACUCUGAGUGUCCUGUCCGACCACUUCUAUUGGCCCCGGAUGAGGCGCUACGUCGAGAGCCUUUGCUCCAAGUGCACUGUCUGUCUCAAAACCAAAUCCAGGUCGCAUCCUUAUGGUUUACACAUGCCUUUACCUAUUCCUAUUGCACCGUGGGUCGAUCUGUCUAUGGACUUUGUGCUGGGCUUGCCCAAGAUAGAACACAAGGAUUCUAUUUUUGUUGUAGUGGACAGGUUCUCCAAGAUGGCACACUUCAUUCCGUGUUCCAAAACCAAUGACGCAAGCCAAACCGCUGAUCUCUUCUUCAAGGAAGUGGUGCGUUUACAUGGAGUGCCUCGUACCAUCGUGUCCGACCGAGACACAAAAUUUCUCAGCCACUUCUGGAGGACAUUGUGGAAAAAGCUUGGAACCAAGCUCCUUUUCUCGACCACUUGCCAUCCACAGACUGAUGGACAGACCGAGAUCGUGUACGGCUUUAGACCAGAGACGCCCAUGGACCUAGCCGCAUUGCCCCCAGCCAUGCAAGUCAGCCAGAGUGGUGACAAAAAGGCUGAGUUUGUAAAGAACAUGCACCGGCAAGUCAAGGAGACUUUGGAGAAGAAGGCUGAAAGGAACCGGAUUAAGCUCAACAAGGGGCGCACAGAAGUUAUCUUCCAGCCAGGCGACUGGGUGUGGCUCCACAUGAGGCCAGAACGGUUUCCGGAAGAGAGGAAGAGCAAAUUAUCCCCACGGGGAGAUGGACCAUUCCGAGUGCUCGAUCGGAUCAAUGACAAUGCCUACCGGCUAGAACUGCCAGGUGAGUUCCAAGUUUCCCGAACGUUCAAUGUAUCUGAUUUGUCUCCUUAUAUUGCAGAUGAUGGAGAUGUUCUGAGGACAGAACCUGUUCAAGAGGGAGGGGAUGUUGUAGUACCCACGACUGAGGUUCCCAUUAUCCGCAAAGGCCCUACCACAAGGUCCGGUUCAAGAGUUAUAAGAGCUGGAUUUGCCAAAGCUGUCCAGGAGUUGCUUGCACAGGAACAAACCGGGUUCAAGCAACUAUUGAUCCAGGAGUUGUCUGACUUGAAGCUGGAAGACACCGGUGAACCACUAGAGGUUCCAGACCCUGUCCAUUCGAGCCAGUUCUCCUCCAUCGGCCAGAAUGAAGCCGGCCUGACCAUUUCCACCUUCAUACUCAAUCCAUCCAACCAACUUGCUUCCGGUUCAGAGAUAUAGCCGACCAUCAGAAGGAGUAGUAUGUGUUGUACUCUUUUUCCUUAUCGAGGUUUUGUCCCACUGGGUUUUCCCGAAAGGUUUUAAUGAGGCAACAAGCAAGCAUACUAUGAGUUCUGAUCCGGACAUCUCAAACCGCGACCGGUCUAUUGUUUUCUUUAUUUUUAUUUCGGUUAAGACUUUGGCCAUUUGUCUAGGCCUUUUUAAUCUUUAAGUCCAGUAAGGAACAUCUAUUUAAACCCUUGUAGCUGCCAACUUUUCGGCUAAGUCUUUUUAUGAAAAAUCGUUUUUGCUUU
Messenger RNA from Brassica napus (rape), 5113 nucleotides. RefSeq lists its product as uncharacterized. Gene Ontology annotation, molecular function: nucleic acid binding. Lineage: Eukaryota; Viridiplantae; Streptophyta; Magnoliopsida; Brassicales; Brassicaceae. The transcript has 7 exons. The record is from RefSeq and is a predicted model, not a curated record. Bases 1 to 3561 code for a protein of 1186 amino acids.